Leptosia nina is the source of this 1365-nucleotide messenger RNA. Lineage: Eukaryota; Metazoa; Arthropoda; Insecta; Lepidoptera; Pieridae. The record is from the annotation of a GenBank genome assembly.
AUGGAAUAUGUUUUCCAAGACGAACUACCAUCUAAUUAUGUUGCGCCUGCGAUGCAAUUGCGAACGUAUCUUAAUUUACUCAACGAUACGGGGUCGGGUGGCGUUUGUGAUGGCAAAAUUUUUGCAAAUGCACGGUCACUGACAUUAGCACCAACAAUGGACCAGCAAUUCUGUUUGCGCUGGAACAAUCACCCCAACAACCUGACUGAUGUGCUCGCAAGCCUUUUACAGCGGGAAGCACUAUGCGAUGUCACACUGGCAUGUGACGGUGAGACAGUCAAGGCACACCAGACGAUACUCUCAGCAUGUUCCCCCUAUUUUGAAAGUAUAUUCAUGCAAAAUUCACAUCCACAUCCGAUAAUAUUUCUGAAAGAUGUGAAAUUCUCAGAGAUAAAGUCAUUAUUAGACUUCAUGUACAAGGGAGAGGUGAAUGUUGGCCAAAAUAUGCUACCAAUGUUCCUAAAGACUGCUGAAAGUUUACAAGUCAGAGGUUUAACAGAAAACAAUACUUUGAAUCCUAAGACGGAAGAGCGAUCAACGCCGUCGGUCAGUGCUGAGAACUUAUCGGCCCGCGGUGAUUUCGCGACGCCCCCAGUUGCGCACACGGCGGGUGCUCCCUUGACGCCCCUCGGGGCCCCACAGCAGCCCCCGCCGCAUGCGCCCCACGUCCCGCCCGAGAAGAGACGCAGGAAGAACUCCACUGUGCCAAGGGAAGACAUUGACUUGUCGUAUCGUCCGUAUGAAGGUCAAGUGAAAAGUAGCAAAGGAUCAACCGGGAGUGGCUCGGAGCCGUCGACGCCGCCACCUGCGCACGCGCUGCAUGGCCGCGCUGCUCGCUCACCCGCUCACACGCCGCUCGUCAAGCAGGAACCGGACUCGCCCUAUCCACAUCACAUGCACCCUCCUAAUUAUGACCAAACGCAUCUACCGACGAUGGAUCGGAUGAACGACAUGGCUGCGAUGCUGACGCCGCACCCCUUGACCAACGACUGCAAUGAAACGGAUCAAAUCAUUCAACCACACCCGGACCAGACUGACACCAUCGACGGUGAAAGCUUUGGGGAUGAGAACGAUAAACCUCCGGACGCGUUCGGCCACAACGUGACAAAUAUAGAGAAUAUUGUCAAAUCGUUUAAAAUCGCAUUGAACCACAGAUCGUAUAACGUACCGAUGUCGUGCAAAGUGUGCGGUAAACAUGUCACGAAUAUAAAGAAACACAUGAAAUCCCACAAUCCCGAACAGCACAAGUGUCCUCUGUGCCCGAUUAUUUUGACGCGAGCUGAUAAUCUCAAACGGCAUCUCCGUAUGAAACAUUGUUCCGUUCUAGGUCUUAACAACCGAUCUAACAUUCAAACUAAAUGCUGA